UUGCUGCUGGUCAGUUCCUGUGCCCCGGGGGAGCGGAGCAGUCGCUGCUGUUGGAGCGGGGAGGGCCGGGCAGCGCCGCACCAGCUGGAGGCUCUGUCGGGCAGCAGCAGUCGCGAUAAAAGAUGCUUAGGUUUGAGAGUACGGCAAAGCAGCUAGCAAAAUAUUCUUCUAGGCCAUUAUGGAGACGACUAUGUGCAGCCACUACAAAUAUACCAGUGUUAACUUUGUUCACCAAGAACCCGUGCCCUCUGUGUGAUGAAGCAAAAGAAGUGCUUGAGCCAUAUAAAAACAGGUUUAUUUUGCAGGAAGUGGAUAUCACCCUUCCAGAGAACGCAGUGUGGUAUGAAAGAUAUAAGUAUGACAUACCUGUCUUCCAUUUAAAUGGGCAGUUCCUAAUGAAGCAUCAGGUAGAUGUUAAAAAAUUUGAGAACCAGCUUGUGAAGCUAGAGUUUCAAAAUGGUGAAAACCAAUGAAGGAAAUGCAGCUAUUCUGAGACUGGAUUGAAAGGAUUUUGAACAAAUGGUUUGAAACUGUUGCAUACAUUAUCAAACCACAUUUUCUUUGGAAUGUAAUGUACAUAUUUAACAUUCAAAUUUUAGUUAUUUGAUUUAUAUUCCAUUUUGUAGUAAUGAUGAAGCUCAUCUGACUGAAUAGCAACUCUUCAUCUGCUAUCCUAGAUGGUUUUGUUUUUCAAUGAGAGAAUAAGUGCUAUUCCACAGCAGCAGAUAAAAUGAAAUGCACUUUCAGAUCAUUAAUACACCCUGCACUGACAAUAAAGGAAUGUUUAAGUUA
Malaclemys terrapin pileata is the source of this 792-nucleotide messenger RNA. It is a transcript of the gene C6H5orf63, whose product is annotated as chromosome 6 C5orf63 homolog. NCBI's taxonomy places the organism in Eukaryota, Metazoa, Chordata, Testudines, Emydidae. The record is from RefSeq and is a predicted model, not a curated record. Bases 123 to 473 code for a protein of 116 amino acids. The transcript is spliced from 4 exons.